Centropristis striata (black sea bass) is the source of this 1124-nucleotide messenger RNA. It is a transcript of the gene pigx, whose product is annotated as phosphatidylinositol glycan anchor biosynthesis, class X. The record is from RefSeq and is a predicted model, not a curated record. Gene Ontology annotation, cellular component: endoplasmic reticulum membrane. Gene Ontology annotation, biological process: GPI anchor biosynthetic process. The transcript is spliced from 6 exons. The coding region runs from base 126 to 866 and encodes 246 amino acids. NCBI's taxonomy places the organism in Eukaryota, Metazoa, Chordata, Actinopteri, Perciformes, Serranidae.
UUCUUUUCCGUAAACAAUUUGAAAGCGAGCAGCGAGAGUCAAAACAGCGUCCGGAUAAAUAUAAUGUAUAAAUAAAGGAUAUUUAGGCUGUUAAAAGACUGAUUUAGUUCACCUUUACUAACUGAAUGUAUUUUCUACUUUUUUCUGUGUGGGCUUGUUUAUCAACAUGUCAUUGCUUCAUCGGAAACGAUGAGAAGAACGAGAACCACUGUGAUCUUCUGAAACGGCAGCUUGAAUCCUCACUAGUUUCAGUGGAGAUCAUCAAGAAAGGUUUCCACAGGGAGCUGGUGACCUCUGUUCAGCUCAGCCCAGAUGUGCUCAGUGGGCUCAGAGUCCUGCUGGUCCAUCAAUGGCCCAGAGGGGUCUAUGUAGACCCGUACCAGCUCGCAUCCCUGAGACAGCAAAUGGAUUGGCAGAUAUUACUUGAUUCAGCCAUUGAUCUGGAGCUGCCCGCUCACAAGACUACAGGAUUUGUCAGCUAUGUGUUUCCUGCUGAUGGACCGACUCCCAGAACACUGAAGGUAACGAUUCCUGUCCACAGUCGAUACCACGAGCCGUCUGCUGCUGGAGAAACAUUCACAUCCAUCCAUAUCGAAGCUCCAGAGCUGCUGCUGCGCACCGAACAAUGUCGUCAGUUCGACAGUUUAUCACGUCACACUGUGGUGGACGCUCCAUGCACUGCUGACAACUCCAGCUCAUGUCAGUGGGUUAAACUCCAGCCUCAGCAGGAGCGAGUCCCGCUGAGUGUCCAGGUUCCGGUGGGUGACGGGUCUUUAGUGGCUCCUGUGUGUGCAGGAACUCUCCUCGUCACGAUGCUCUGCUGCGUCUCUCUGUCCAGACACAUGUGGAAACAUCGAACCAUUUAACUGUGAUGGUCAACACACUGGAUCUCUCCUAAAGUCAUACCAGUUCUGUCUGAUAUCAGGAUCAUUCUAGCAUCAUUAUGAUCAAAGUUAUCAACAUAAAAAAGUACAGCACAUAAAAUAUCAGUUCAAUCCAGAUAAAACAGCUUUAUUUCCCAGAGAACACAAGAAGACGACACUUAUUUAUUUAAACACUUAACUCAUGAAUGUCCGUGGCCACAGGUCAUGUCAGACUGUCCCAUAUCACUGCUGUUAACAAAA